Messenger RNA from Daldinia childiae, 1920 nucleotides. Its product is annotated as putative lipase C16A3.12c. Bases 1 to 1920 code for a protein of 639 amino acids. The transcript has 6 exons. The record is from RefSeq and is a predicted model, not a curated record. NCBI's taxonomy places the organism in Eukaryota, Fungi, Ascomycota, Sordariomycetes, Xylariales, Hypoxylaceae.
AUGCCCUUACCAUUUCUUGGUCGAUUGGACAUCGCCGAAUAUUUCGCCCUCGUGGGCUCCUUCUUUCUCGUCGGGCUCGAGGCCCUUAUUCGAGUGUUAACGCUAGCGUUACCAUCCUCUCUGUUGAAUCUUUUCUAUCGAGCCUCGCGACGGCUGUUUAACAGGUUAACUUCGCCGGCACAGAAAAGAGCCGAACAGAGAAGGAAAUCCAUCUCGACGUCGGUUCGAAAUGCCUCCGAUUUUGUUGAUCUCUGUGCCAUGUAUGGCUACACGGCUGAGGAACAUGUACUACAAACAAAAGAUGGAUACCUACUUGGAAUACAUCGUCUUGCGUGGAGGAAAGGCGAGGAAGACAUGAAAGUCAACGACGGGCCCGCCAGUCUUAAGAAGCGCGUCGUUUAUCUUCACCAUGGUCUCCUCAUGAAUAGCGAAGUUUGGGUUUGCCUCACCGACGCUCAGAGGUCUCUGCCCUUUGUGUUAGUGGAAAGAGGUUUCGACGUUUGGCUGGGUAACAACCGUGGGAACAAGUACUCUAAAAAGUCGAUCAACUACCCCCCUACUACGCCCGAGUUUUGGAACUUUUCAAUCGAUGAGUUCGCUUUUCACGAUAUCCCAGACUCGAUCAACUACAUUCUAGAGAACACAAAGCAGCAGUCCUUAUCCUACAUUGGCUUCUCCCAGGGCACUGCGCAAGCGUUUGCUAGCUUAGCGGUGCACCCUAAAUUGAAUGAGCAGGUCAAUGUAUUCAUAGCAUUGGCACCGGCUAUGUCACCUGCUGGUUUGAAUAAUGGCAUCGUCGACGCUCUUAUCAAAGCCUCACCCCAGGUCCUCUUCCUCCUCUUUGGCCGACGUUCUAUUCUCUCAUCUGCUACGAUGUGGCAGUCUAUACUGUACCCACCUCUGUUUAUGAAACUCAUCGAUAUGGGGUUGUCUUUUCUAUUUGGCUGGAAGACUAAAAAUAUCUCGGUUAGCCAGAAGCUCGCGGCUUAUCCACACUUGUAUUCGUUUACCAGCACGAAGUCGGUCGUCCAUUGGUUCCAGAUCAUUCGCAAUCAGUCAUUCCAAAUGUAUGAUGAUGAUGUCCAGACACCUCUAUCUAUCAACACGUCGAGCAAGUACACGAAAGUUGCCAAGUAUCCAACCCGCAAUAUUAAGACUCCCAUUGUCUUGGUCUAUGGAGGGAGCGACUCCUUAGUUGACAUCGAAGUAAUGAUGCGAGAGUUACCUAAUAGGACUGUAGCAACUGAAAUUCCUCAUUAUGAACACCUUGACUUUCUCUGGGCUCGCGACGUUGACGUUCAAGUCUUUCAGCACGUAUUUGACGCCUUGGAGAAUUUCAAGGGCGCAGAACAUUCGCUAGAAGAAUUUGAAAGCUAUCAACGAGCGCGCAGCGUCAGCUUAACAGCCUCCAACUCUUUUAAGCAAAAUGGAAAGCUAAAUGGUGUUAGCACAUAUCGUAGCAGCGAUGCGUUCGAAUCUGACGGGGCUUCUGGGUCUAAUGGACACCAAGUCAAUGGAGAACCUCUAUUCAGUGUACAACCCGAGGCGCGUGAAGAUCCCGUGAAUCAUUCCGAUUUCACUCUAGAAGCGGCAGAACCUAUCAACGCUGCAACAGCUAGUCUUCACAUCCAUCCUAAUCCUAUCGCCACGAUUGAUGAAAAUGCGCCGCCCUUAACUUCACCCGAUAGACCUUGCUCGGCUGGCGGUUACGACGGUGUGGGAGAUCUACCUACCCCUGCAACUCCUAGUCCCUCAGCUCAGAACAACAAGCGGAAUCGCCGACGCAAUAGUGCUGCCAGCAAUCUCAGCUUAGAGGGUUCGAUGAAAGAGGGGCGCGGCAUAAAAAUUGGAGCUGCGAAACCCAUUAUAGGUAGCAGCAGCGAUGAAGGACGGAGGUUUUCUCGAUUAGACAGUCGAUAA